UUUAUCAUAGCGAGUUAUCGUUACUGAGUAGGUGGCGCCACCCGUCCCGGUCCUACAUUCGGAUUACAUUCGAUUUUUAUCGGUGCCGCUGAAAAGCAAAUUUUACUUCCUUGUUCUAAAAUCGAUCAAAACUCGUUAAAAUGCCUUCGACUUGCUGUUCUGUACCUGGCUGUCAUGAACGGGGAGGUCACGAAUACCCAAGUGAUCCAAUUAGGAAAGCUACAUGGGUUCAGGCCGUUCGGCGACUUGAUGAAAAUACACCGAAAUUGUGGACGCCAACAAAGUCUUCAGUCGUUUGCAAGAAACACUUCAAACCAAGUGAUUACGUGAAGGAGACUAUUAUUGGUCUACAACCUAGAUAUGGAAGGCUACUUUUGACAGCAGUACCAAGUAUUUUCCCUUGGACCCAGAUGGAAACCGAGACGGCUAAAAGCAGAGUGGAGCGCAUGAAAAGGAGAGAUUGUAGGAAAUUGGAGUAUGACACUGCCUGUAAAAAAAACUUAGAGAGGACUUUCAGCGAACCAGUUGAUUGUGUGGAAGAAGUGAUAGAGCAGGAGUUAUUUACAGCAACUCCUUACUUUGAAGAACAGAUAUCGCUUACAAACGCUAUGACCCAAACCACUGAGACGCCCAUGUUUUCAGUUGAAAAAUUUGCUUCAAACAAUGAACUUAUUCAUUUUUAUACGGGGUUGGAAUCGUUCAGCAAAUUUAUGUUUGUGUUGAACUCACUUGGACCAGCUGCAUACUAUUUACGUUACAUUUAUUUUCAAGUGUCAGGAAUAUCGAUUCAAAAUCAGCUUUUCAUGACUUUAAUGAAGUUAAGAAGAUAUUCAACAGAUUUUGAACUAUCAACUUUCUUCUCUGUGUCCCAGUCAAGUGUAUCCAAUAUUGUUUAUACUUGGAUUAUAUUCAUGUCGAAACAGUGGAGGGAAGUAAACAUUUGGCCAAGUGGCGAGCUUGUGCGGUAUUUUAUGCCGACUGACUUCAAAAUAAAAUUUCCCAAGACAAGGAUAAUAAUAGAUGGAACUGAAUGCCCAAUAAAAAAGCCAAAAGCACCGAGAGCACAACAGUCGACAUAUUCAACAUACAAGAAUAGAAACACCAUCAAAAUUCUUGUUGGAUCAACACCAGGGGGAUUGGUCAACUAUGUAUCCCAAGCGUAUGGAGGUUCCACCAGUGACAGACAAAUCGUGGAACGGUGUAAAAUUGUAAGUGCCUGUGACCCGGAAGACAGUGUGAUGGCAGAUAAAGGCUUUAAUGUCCAAGAUCUGUUUGCGACAGCAAAUGUGCAGGUGAACAUUCCGACUUUUUUCCGAAAACAAAACAGAAUGUCUGGGAAGAUCGUGUUAAAAGACAGGAAAAUUUCAAGCAAAAGGGUUCAUAUUGAACGUAUUAUUGGACUAGGGAAAACUUACAGAAUAUUAACAUGUCCAUUAUCAGGCACAGAAACAAAGUUAUCAUCUCAUAUAACAUUUAUAUGCUUUAUGUUGUGUAAUUUCAAAACAUGUAUAAUCCCAAAACAUGCUUAAAUCUUAGUCAACAGUGUGACUGACACAUUGUGUACAUGUUGGGUUUUGAGGUGUUUCUCCAUGUGUAUAUAUUAUUACUAUUACAUACAGCAUUACUUGUUAGGCCAGAGGGCUGAAUUCUAUAACAGAAACAAACAAUCAUAUUGGUUUCAAUUCUUUUUAUUAAAAUUAUAGGUCUAGUGCUAUCUUUAUCUCGCCCUGCUUUCAUCAAGGGUGACACAGGACACAUCAUGACAUGAAGCGAUACACAAUAUUUUGUGCGACAAACGAAGCGACACAUGAUAUUUUGCACGAUACACGAAGCGACACGCGAGAAUGUACCACGAAAUAUCGCCCUUGUAUAGGUAGCCCAAAAGGCGAUAUAUCGUGGUAAAUAUCGCGUGUCGCUUCGUUUAUCGCGCAAAAUAUUGUGUGUCGCUUUGUGUUUCAAAGCUGUACAAUUAGUUAAAAUAAGUAUAUUUGCUUGACUAGAACUGUUGCAUGAACAUUUAUUUUGAUAGAAAUGUAAAUAAGAUACAAUGAAUAAAUCAGACUUGGUGCUUUUUUUAA
Molecule: messenger RNA, 2078 nt
Organism: Dreissena polymorpha
Lineage: Eukaryota; Metazoa; Mollusca; Bivalvia; Myida; Dreissenidae
Exons: 2
Coding region: 141-1529 (462 amino acids)
Source: RefSeq, a predicted model, not a curated record